UUUCUCGAUUUACUUAUGGGAGGUUUGUCCAAUCAUGUGCGAAGAAAACACAAUCCAACUUUCAAUCUCAGUCUAGGGUUCGACACAGUAGCAAGCGCACAACACAUUCACACAGGACGACGAUAUACUACACUACGGAAAUUGUGAUUCACUUUGUAUUGCCCAAAGCCAAGGAAGUUGGAGUUCUGCCCAUCGAGCCGCUAUUUAACUUCCUAGCAAGCACGUUGAUUGCUCAAUUCUAUUGACAAGCGUAAUUGACGGCACUGCCUCCUAAUUUUCCCAAACAGAAAGAAAACAAGGGAACUAAAGGUAACCCGUCAUGUGAGGAUAACGGGAUUAUACAUACAGAAAGGACCAGGUUGGGAAGAAAAACCAGUGGAAGCAAUAAGUCGAAGUGAGGGAAAUAUCCCCCUUUUUACUAAACUCCAUUUAACAAAAACCAAAGGGAACAUUAUGAACGUUACUAUCUUUAACUGGAACUGUUUAAGCAGUACCUGACAAAAUGAAGAUUUUUCAAUUGGUUAUAACAAGCGCCAGUUUUCUCUGUUUGCUACAGUUUGCCGCAAGUCUGAGGAAUAAAAACGGGCAUUGGUGGUACCUUGGUCUCUCACCUACAUACCUAAAUGGCAGGGACAGGAGAGACGAUGGAGACGCAGCACAUAGAUGUAAUAUACGUUACUUUACGCCAGAACAGAAAAAACUUUGUAUUAAAGAUGAUGACAUUUUACAAGUAAUUGCCCGCGGAGCUCGCAAGGGGAUCCAGGAGUGCCAAUACCAGUUCCGUACAAGGCGGUGGAACUGCCCAACUAAGAACAGCACAGAUGUGUUUGGGAAGGUUUUGCAAAUAAAAACCAGAGAGACUGCCUUUAUCUAUGCCAUCCAAGCAGCCAGUGUCAUGCAUGAAGUGGCCAGAGCAUGUGCCAAGGGAGAGCUGAAAACGUGUGGCUGCGACAGCAACAUUCGUAACCAAAAAACCGAUGGAGAGUUUGAGUGGGGUGGCUGCUCCCAUGAUAUAAAUCAUGCUAAUCUGUUUGUGUCUCAAUUUGUGGAUUCUACUGAAAUCAAGGUGAAGGCACCAGGGCAGAUGAAUCUUUGGAACAAUGAGGCUGGAAGACUGGCCAUUUCCGGUGAAAUGAAACUUCUCUGCAAGUGCCAUGGAGUCUCUGGAUCCUGCUCCAUUAAGGUGUGUUGGAGAACGACAGAUAAUUUCCGCAAAGUUGGCAAGAACUUAAAGGAAAAAUUCGAUGGAGCGAGCCAUGUAAAAUAUAGCAAAAAGAAGCAAAAGUUCAAACCAAGGAACAAGUUUCAAAAGUUACCCGGCAAAACAGACCUGGUGUACAUCAAGGAGUCGCCAGAUUAUUGUACCCCAAAUCAUAAAACGGACUCCCUGGGGACCAAGGGACGCUUGUGUAAUAGUACAAGUCAGGGUCUGGAUGGCUGUCAGUUAAUGUGUUGUGGGAGGGGGUACUACACAACAGUAAAGCAAGUAGAAGAAGACUGUGACUGUAAAUUCAUAUGGUGUUGUGAAGUGAAGUGUCAGAGAUGUAAAUAUAAAAUUCAGCAAAAUUUCUGCAACUGAUCAAGUGUUAAGUUUUCCUGACAGUAUAAUGAUUUAUCACUGCCAAUAAGUAUCCAUCUAUGCAUAAAGGGUCCCUUUCAACCUAAAUGCCCAGGCAGGUAACUUGAGAUUAAAGGAGAAAAGGCAAGCUGGACUUUCAUCUUAACUCCCUCUUAACUAAGGAUGAUGAUCUUGUCUGUGUAAAUGUACAUAUAUUUAUAUAUACUUUAGUUUUAUAUAGUAUCUUAGAAAAAGGUUGAACUUGACCAGCAUUUGUAUAAAAUGAUGCCAUAAUUGUAGCUAUUAUGUGUAGAUAUAUUUUGGAACACAUUCCAUAUACCACAAACUAUAUCAAAAAGAUGAUGCAUUUUGAUUUUAUGAAAGCAAUGAGCAGACACAGAUUGCUGGGUCUGUCAUCAACAUAUGUUGCCUGUAAAUCUGACUGGGCAUGUAAUUGGCAUGCAAAAGUUUGCUGGAUGAUUUGUGUUUGAUUGUAAUGCAAUAAGUGACUUCAGGGAAUAAUCCAACUUUAACUUCCCCUUUUCAGUUAAAAGUGUCUUACAGAGACUCUCAAAAUGCCACCAUAUUAGAAAAUGUGUAACAGGUUUGAUGCCAAGUCACUUUAAUUUUAUAUUGCAUUGUCAUUAUUUUUAUUAAAUUAAUUGUAAAUUGA
Molecule: messenger RNA, 2231 nt
Organism: Lingula anatina
Lineage: Eukaryota; Metazoa; Brachiopoda; Lingulata; Lingulida; Lingulidae
Product: protein Wnt-5a
Biological process (GO): cell fate commitment; multicellular organism development; canonical Wnt signaling pathway
Cellular component (GO): extracellular region
Molecular function (GO): frizzled binding; cytokine activity
Source: RefSeq, a predicted model, not a curated record